AUGACAAUACCCUUUGAGGAGAAUGUUGUAAGUCACGAGGUUCGCCGGGAUUUGGAUUCGGGCCAUUUCUUUGAGCACUUGCCGAGCUUUUUCCAUCGAACCGGAUUUUACGAAUGCGGAUAUUACGGUUGUGUAAGUCACGUGGUCCGGAUGGGAAAGAGUGUCUUCUUGUCAUUUUCGUGCCUUAUUACUUCAUCCUCCUCCUCUUCCUCGUCGUCAUCAUCAUCAUCAUCAUCGUCAUCAUCAGAGUUAUCAGAGUACGAAUCAUUUGAACAAGAAUCCCUCAAAAUCCUGCAAAGUCUCCAAAUCGCCAAAACCGACAUAAGCCGCGACAAGAGAAUGCAAAGUCGUCAAGCAAAUCGGUAUCUCCUUUUGGAUUAUUCUCUCGAGAACGUAAACGAGCAGGUCCUUCCUCUCGACCCGAGCGAAGAAUUUGAUCAUGAUGUUAUACAUAUUCGGCUCGCAUUUGAACUGGGGCAUUUCAUCGAACAGUUGGUGGAAUGUCUUGACAUCGCCCAAAUUAGCACAGGCAUUGAGGACAGCGUUGUAAGCACCUGUAUCGGGUCUCGAAUUUUCAUCGAGCUCGGAAUCUUGAAGCCUGCGGACCCUUUUCGUGACGGAAUGAAAGAGUUUAAGGGCUUCAGUUGGGCCGUCGUCGCCGGAGGAGGAGAGCCGGCUAACCACGGCACUCCACGCCUUGACAUGGGGAAGGUAGCCGGACUUGAGCAUGGAUUUGACUAUGGAGGCGGCGUAGAGGGUGUGGCCGCCCUUGGCGGCGGCCACCGCCAGGAGGCCGAGCGAGUUGGCGUCGAGACGGUGGAGCUGCCGCUCGAGGCGGAGGCGUUGGAUGAUGGACUGAGCACGGGUGAGGCCCUCCGCCGUGUUGAGGUAGGAGAGCUGGGAGACCAGGCGGCUGAGGCAGGCGGCGCUCGGGAGGUGGGGGCAUUGGGUGUAAUAUUGCCAGGCCUCGUCGGUUUUCCGCUGCUGGAGGAGGGUGAGGAGGAUCUGUACACUUUGAACACUUUUGAUUAUUGA
Striga asiatica is the source of this 1035-nucleotide messenger RNA. Lineage: Eukaryota; Viridiplantae; Streptophyta; Magnoliopsida; Lamiales; Orobanchaceae. The record is from the annotation of a GenBank genome assembly.